AAGCGACGGACCGUCCAUAAUUUUGCAUAGCCUGCGAUUUUGGCGCAGAGACAUGAGUGGAGAUUCGGACGGGAAUCAGGAUUUUCAUGAACAGCUGCGGCUGCAGCAGCUUUAUGGUCAGAAGCGUGAAGAUGGAGAUGAUCCGUACACCUACGUGGAUCCUGAGGAUGGGACAGUCUACGACUGGGACCACGACAAGAAAGCCUGGUUCCCGAAGAUAACGGAGGAUUUCAUGGCGGCGUAUCAGGCGAAUUACGGCUUCACUGAGGACGGAGCUGCAGCACCGAGUGGUGAAACUGAACCAGAGAAACCGAAAGAGGAAACAACAACAACAACAACAACAACAACAACCACAGAGGAUUCAGGAAACACGAAGGAGGAGAAGAAAGGAGAGAAGAGGAAAGCGGAACCUGGCUGGUUUGAUAUUGAACAGGACAAAAACACGAAUGUUUACGUGUCAGGUCUUCCUCCUGAUAUCAGCCCUGAUGAGUUUGUGGAGGUGAUGUCUAAGUGUGGGAUUAUAAUGAGAGAUCCGCUGACAGAAGAGUAUAAAGUUAAAUUAUAUAAAGACGCUCAGGGGAACCAGAAGGGAGACGGACUCUGCUGUUACCUCAAGAGAGAGUCGGUAGCUCUAUCUGAACGUUUGCUGGACGAGUAUGAGAUCCGUGGGUACCGGCUGCACGUGGAAGCCGCUCGGUUUGAGCUGAAGGGCCAGUACGACGCCAGCAAGAAGAAAAAGAAAAACAAGGAAUAUCGCAAGAAGCUUCAGCAGCAGCAGAAGCAGCUGGACUGGAGGCCCGAGAAAAAGGAAGAGGUCAGGAAGAGACAUGAGCGAGUGGUGAUCAUCCGGAACAUGUUCCACCCCACCGACUUCGAGGAGGAUCCUCUGGAGUUGAACGAGUAUCGGGAGGACCUGCGCACCGAGUGUGAGAAAUUCGGGGAGGUGAAGAAGGUCAUCAUAUUCGACAGACACCCUGAUGGAGUGGCGUCGGUGGCGUUUAAGGAACCCGACGAGGCGGAUAAGUGUGUGACGACUCUGAACGACCGCUGGUUUGGGGGGCGACAGCUCUCGGCUCAGCUGUGGGACGGCGUGACCGAUUAUCAGGUGGAGGAAACGGUGAAGGAGCGAGAGGAAAGGUUAAAGGGCUGGUCCAGUUUUCUAGGGGACGGAAAAACGAACGAGACGAAAUCUAAAGAAGGAGCGGAAACGAUAAAACCAGAACAGACAGACGAACAGCAAAACCAGCAAGAGGACAAGACUGAAAAGAGAGAGGUUAGGGUGGAAACACUGGAGGAGGAACAGAAGGAGGAACAGAAGGAGGAACAGAAGGAGGAACAGAAGGAGGAACAGAAGGAGGAACAGAAGGAGGACGCUGGGGUUGAAUCCACAGACAGCAGUUUGGCCAGCAGUGAUGAUGAGUCCUAAACCUGAGGGUGUAAAUAAAUACUCACACUGUGUGGACUUAACCCGUCUGAUUGAUGUACAAUAUUAUGAACAGUACUUGUUUGUGGUAAUUCAUCUCCUCUGAUCAUCAGUGUUUUGUUGUUUUCCUGAUUGUCUGUAGAAACGCAGGAUUUUAUAAUAAAAUCAGAAUGUUGGUGUC
Messenger RNA from Trichomycterus rosablanca, 1604 nucleotides. RefSeq names its product HIV-1 Tat specific factor 1 (gene htatsf1). NCBI's taxonomy places the organism in Eukaryota, Metazoa, Chordata, Actinopteri, Siluriformes, Trichomycteridae. The record is from RefSeq and is a predicted model, not a curated record. The transcript is spliced from 10 exons. Gene Ontology annotation, biological process: mRNA splicing, via spliceosome. Gene Ontology annotation, molecular function: RNA binding. Gene Ontology annotation, cellular component: U2-type spliceosomal complex; U2 snRNP. Bases 53 to 1426 code for a protein of 457 amino acids.